Molecule: messenger RNA, 2981 nt
Organism: Grammomys surdaster
Lineage: Eukaryota; Metazoa; Chordata; Mammalia; Rodentia; Muridae
Gene: Ptgfr
Product: prostaglandin F receptor
Exons: 3
Coding region: 131-1231 (366 amino acids)
Biological process (GO): positive regulation of cytosolic calcium ion concentration; inflammatory response; adenylate cyclase-activating G protein-coupled receptor signaling pathway
Cellular component (GO): plasma membrane
Molecular function (GO): prostaglandin F receptor activity
Source: RefSeq, a predicted model, not a curated record
GGCAAUGUUGCAAGCUGAAGCCCCUUGGGGUCUGGGCUUUGCAACUGGCUAAAGUGGAAUUAUGUCUGCACUUCGAGGCUGCACAGUUGUGACAGAGACAUGACUUGAGGGAAUAGCGUUUAUCUCCACAAUGUCCAUGAACAGUUCCGAACAGCCGGUGUCUCCUGCAGCUGGACUCACCGCAAACACUACCUGCCAGACGGAGAAUCGGCUCUCAGUGUUUUUUUCAAUCAUCUUCAUGACAGUGGGGAUCUUAUCCAACAGCCUGGCCAUCGCCAUUCUCAUGAAGGCGUACCAGAGGUUUAGACAGAAGUCAAAGGCUUCCUUCCUGCUCCUGGCUAGCGGCCUGGUGAUCACAGACUUCUUUGGCCACCUCAUCAAUGGAGGGAUAGCCGUCUUUGUAUACGCUUCCGAUAAAGACUGGAUCCGCUUCGAUCAGUCGAACAUCCUGUGCAGUGUUUUCGGAAUCUCCAUGGUCUUUUCUGGCUUGUGCCCACUUUUUCUAGGCAGUGCCAUGGCCAUUGAGAGGUGUAUCGGGGUCACCAACCCUAUAUUCCAUUCUACAAAAAUCACAUCGAGACACGUGAAGAUGGUACUGGGCGGCGUGUGCAUGUUUGCCGUUUUCGUGGCUUUGUUACCCAUCCUUGGACACAGAGAUUAUCAGAUCCAAGCUUCCAGAACCUGGUGCUUCUACAACACGGAGCACAUCGAAGACUGGGAAGACAGAUUUUAUCUCUUGUUCUUUUCUUUCCUUGGACUCUUAGCUCUUGGUGUUUCGUUCCUGUGCAACGCUGUCACAGGAGUCACACUCUUAAGAGUGAAGUUUAGAAGUCAACAGCACAGGCAAGGCAGGUCUCACCACCUGGAGAUGGUCAUUCAGCUCCUGGCCAUAAUGUGUGUCUCCUGUGUCUGCUGGAGUCCCUUUCUGGUAACAAUGGCCAACAUUGCAAUAAAUGGAAAUAAUUCCCCAGUGACCUGUGAAACAACACUCUUUGCUCUCCGAAUGGCAACGUGGAAUCAGAUCUUAGACCCCUGGGUCUACAUUCUGCUACGAAAGGCUGUCCUUAGGAACCUGUAUAAGCUUGCCAGUCGCUGCUGUGGAGUGGACAUCAUCAGCCUGCACGUCUGGGAACUCAGCUCCAUCAAGAACUCCUUAAAGGUUGCUGCUAUUUCUGAGUUGCCAGCUGCAGAGAAGGAGAGUCAGCAAGCAUCUAGUGAAGCUGGACUGUGAGUCAAUGCAGGGUUAGAAGAAAGUCAUGGAAACUUCUGAAACAUCUCAGCUGAUCAGACUCAGCGUAACUGGAACAUUUGGACCUCUGUGUAGUUCGGGAGUACACUGGUCAGACACAGCUUCUGAAUUUUGUUAUGCUGGCGGCUGCAUGGUUAUGUACUUUCAUUUGUUUCUGUCAACAAGAGAUAAAUAUAAUGUCGUGGAGUUGAGUAGAACGCACAUUUGAGCUUAUCUGUGUGGCUUAUGUUCUUGGAAUAAAUGAAUCUGUUGAGGCCCAGUGCCUUUAUUUUUCCAAGACACUUAAUGCUUAAUGACAUUGCCAUUUUAGGAUUCUCUAACUUACAGACAAAGCUUAAAGUAACACAAGACUUUUUGUGUUUGUGUGUACGGUUCUGCUCUGUCUACCAUCCCUGAGUGUUCUCAAUCAUUAUCUGCGUGACCAUGACAUCUGAGACUCAUGGUGACUUUGAUGGCCACUAUGUAGGCUGCUCAGCCUGACAUUGUGAGGCUGAUGAGGACAAUCAUUCUUGUUACAACUCACAGGUGUGAUUGCUUGCAUUUGUUGCUAUGAAGGUCAGUUAUUGUUUCCAGACUGUUAUCCUCCUAUAAAGUCAGAGGUUCUCAGUGUCUAAGUAAUCUCCCUUUCUUCUGGAAAUUGUAGAGAAAUGCAGGCUUUAUCUUAGCACAGAUUCAGCUCAGGAUAGCACAUCAUAAGCCUUAUUAUGUACGAUGCAAACAUUGAAAUCCUAUGUAUACAUGUCAAGAACAUGGCAAACAUUGCUUUACCUGAACUGUUGUUUCUGUGUCAGAGAAUAAAAGAAAAAAAUCAAGACACAUUCAAAGUCUGUUGGCAGCUAUUGUAUUUCUGCCUUAUACACACAGGCAUAAAGAAGUUCUGUUAACAGCAAUUUGAACCACACUUCCAAAAGCCUAUGUUAUCAGUGAGGACUGAAAAGAUCUGAAAUUAGCUAGGAGUUGGGACCCAUUGUUACGGUUAACCGGAGGCUAAGUGACAAGACUCUGUUGCCAAGUUUCCCAGUCUUAAUUCACGCUUCUCCUUUGUUUGUUUGUAUAAUUUAACACAAAGAUAAUCAGUUUCAGUAAUCAUUCUAAACAGGUCCAUCAGUGACUAGUGUUAGUGGUUAUGUUUUACAAAGAAACGUAUUUUCAUACUUAAAAAUUUUCCUUGCUUUCAUCAAGUUUGGCUUCAUUUUAAAUUAUUACUAAUUUUUUGCAGUGUGUAUGUAUGUUUUACCUGAAUGUAUUUCCAUGCAUUUUGUACCUUCCUGGAACCUACCGAAACCAGAAAAGGGCAUCAGAUCCCCUGGGACUGAAGUUAUAGAUGGUUGUAAGUUACCCUGUGGGUACUAGAAAUUGAACCCAGGUUCUCUGGAAGAGCAGCUGUAGAGGAAUUUUAAUCCAGCAACCUUGUGAAUUCGAUAGACUUAAAAUAGUAACCCCAACAUGGUUUCUCUGGCAAGAGAUCACAUCUGAAGACCUUCUAGGCCUAUAUUACCUAGAUGGAAUGCAGGCAUGCCCUGUAUUGUAGUACAAUCUGGCUGUAAUACAGACACACUCUUUAAUCCCUAACAAUGAAGGUAAAAUUAGUUUGUAGAAGGAAGUACCCACUUUUGAAAGCAAUGUCCAAUUGAGGGGCAGACAGAGUGGUGAAUCAGAAAGUUUUGAAAGAAUGAGUUAGAGAAAGAAUAUGCCCAACUCACAUAAGAACAGGAAAGGAAAGAGAGUAUAC